This is a messenger RNA of Ustilago hordei, 504 nucleotides long. RefSeq lists its product as uncharacterized. NCBI's taxonomy places the organism in Eukaryota, Fungi, Basidiomycota, Ustilaginomycetes, Ustilaginales, Ustilaginaceae. Gene Ontology annotation, biological process: positive regulation of translational initiation; mRNA export from nucleus in response to heat stress; nuclear-transcribed mRNA catabolic process, deadenylation-dependent decay. The record is from RefSeq and is a predicted model, not a curated record. Gene Ontology annotation, molecular function: translation initiation factor binding; nucleotide binding. The transcript is spliced from 2 exons. Gene Ontology annotation, cellular component: RNA polymerase II, core complex; P-body. Bases 1 to 504 code for a protein of 167 amino acids.
AUGCAGCACGAAGUAGGCCGUCGUCAUCGAGGGAUGAUCGAAGAUGAAGAUGCCGCCAUUGGAAAGCUUGGUGCAGAAUUCGACGAUGCGGGCUGCCUUCUAAUCUCGGAAGUCGAACUGGUUUUCUCGCAACCUGGUGCGCUCAACUCGUCCACCACCUCUACCGCCGAUGGAAGCCGUGAUGAAGUUGCAACCGCCGUGUUUUCCAAAACCAAAGACUACGUAUCCGAGUUCUCUCGCUAUAAAGAUCCAAACACCAUCCGAGAAAUCCGAGAACUUUUGCUCAAGCACGCAAGGCUAGAUGAGAGGCAAGUGGAUGAGGAGGCAAACGAAAUCCAACAAACCGGUCUGCAACUAACGCAGUUCGAAAUGGCUCAGCUGGCUAAUCUGUGUAUUACAGAAGUGGAAGAGGCAAAGGCCUUAAUUCCGACAUUGGCAACCAGAGACGAAGCAAUGUUGGAUGGUGUCUUGCAGGAGAUGGAUAACAUUAGGAGGUUUUCCUGA